Molecule: messenger RNA, 1449 nt
Organism: Batrachochytrium dendrobatidis JAM81
Lineage: Eukaryota; Fungi; Chytridiomycota; Chytridiomycetes; Rhizophydiales
Exons: 1
Coding region: 1-1449 (482 amino acids)
Source: RefSeq, a predicted model, not a curated record
AUGGAUUUUUUUAUAAAAACAACUGGAUUCGAAGUGCAUGACGAUCUUUUGUUUUUUGUGCGCCAGCUGCCCUCUAAUUCAAAAAACUCUCCAACUGCAUUGCCCGACUCGGAUGCUGUGUUGGUGAAGCGUCGUACUGCUGGUGUGAUCCCUGCUCUUGAUGAUGUGGUAGACUGGAAACAGUCUUUUUUUUUAAAUCUCAUUUCUCAGCUGCCCUGCACAUUGACAGUAGCCGUAUGCACUCGUGGAUCUUCACAAGCAGUAUCCACGCCAGAUAUUUCAAGAGAAAUCACUGAUUUGUCAUUACGUGCUUUGGACACCAAACCAACCACUAAUUUGGACAAACAUACUUUACCUGGUGGUUCUAUCCCAACUGAAUCCAAUACUGAAUCAUCUGCUGAUUCGGGAUCCGUGUUAAAUCAAUCUCAGCAUGCUGCAGAUAAAACACCAUCAGCGUCUAUACACGAUGCAAGUAAUGGUUCUAGCCGCUCAUCAACGGCUCUCCCCAACAAUGGUAUUCACACACCUCAUUCAUCUGCUGCUCCUUCUGAGUCGACGUCUGCCUCGAAUGCUGCAGUCUCACAGCCUUCUGAAACAUCUAAUACUCGUACAGGCAACAAGUCACGCAUGGUGGCUCAGCGUAGGAUAACCAAAAAAGUAUUUGCCUCUCCUUACAAAUCUAGAAUGGAUGUCAAGGACGCAGUGAUGAACGAAUGCUCCUUUCCACUCGUGUACUACACGGUAAAUGACUUUGAAUCGCAUGCCCUUCAUUUGCCUAUUUCAGAACGCGAGUAUCUAUGCGUCGAGCUGUCGUUUACCAUUCCUGAUAAUCAAUCCUCUUCUGCAUAUGCUGCCGCUACAGAUAAAGUGGCCAGUAUUUCUUUGGAAGAGGACAGCACACCAUUUCCUGUUCCUCCAAAUCACACCAAGGUGAUCUUGUUUCAAGGUGCAGUACCGUACUCUUCUCUCUUAGACAACUACCAACAAAAAGGUCUUGCUGUUCAAAGCCAGUUCAGGCAAGCAUGGACAAACAUGAACCGUCAUUCUUCUGCUGCAUCAACCAAUCCCAAUACGGGUGAAGUAGAUUUGAAUCGAUCUGCUGGUCGUACCGAAUAUAUUAUGAUGCGUGGUCCAAAUGGAAAGGGACAAUGCCAAGUUGCCAUUACAGACAAUGACAGCUACGUUUCUGCCGAUGUUGUAUCUCAGGAAUCUUCAGCUGUAGAGAAUUCACCGCCAUCAUUCACUGAUCGAUUAAGGUUUUUUGGAAGCGUGGUAAAAAAUCAACUUAUUGGCAAUACUGGAUCUUUGGGUGAUCAUCAUGCUCACAGAUUAUUGAAAAAACCAGAAAGUUUGAGAUGUUCCAUGACUUAUGUCAACGUUCCUUGGCAAUCCAUCUCGAGCGAUCUAUUAGAAUUUGCCAAACAAAAAAAACCAACUGCAACGAAAUAA